UCACCCACUCUCUGGAACACUACUGGCAACACCUCACCCACUCUCUGGAACACUACUGGCAACACCUCACCCACUCUCUGGAACACUACUGGCAACACCGCCCCUCUCUGGAACACUACUGGCAACACCUCACCCACUCUCUGGAACACUGCUGGCAACACCUCACCCACUCUCUGGAACGUUACUGGCAACACCUCACCCACUCUCAGGAACUGAUUGUGGAUUGACAACAUAUCCUAACAGUCCCUGUUCAUUGUUGGCCACAGGUGUCCGCUCUAGUUUGUACAGUAUCACCAAUAUACUGUACCUGACGAUGGCCACCACAACUGACAAGAGUCAGAUACCACUACUACAAAAAGUGUCAAGAAAAGCCUUAAAGAAACAGAAGAGAAUAGUUAAAGAUGGAACUCAUGUGGUAAACAUUGAUGACAUUUCAAAGCACCACACCAAGACCAGACCACAUUAUGAGCGAGCUGUGUCUGUCAGGGAACGCUAUGAUAGGGUUGGCGACCCAAUCAAUGCUCAUACAUAUACAGAAGAACUCCUCCAGAAAGCUGAAGACAAUGACUUUGAUGCUUGUCAGAACUUGCUAGAAAAAGGUGCCAUUGUUAAUAUAGAGGAUGAAAAGACUAAAUUAACAGCUCUGCAUAUAGCAGCCAAGAAUGGGCAGCACGAUAUUCUUAAUCUUCUCCUAACUAAAGGUGCUGACUGCAAUGCACAAGACAAUACUGGACAUUCUCCAUUACAUCUUGCUGUCACAAAGGAUUAUCCUUUUUGCUGUGAAAUCCUUCUGAAAUGCACUGAUUUGAAAGUAAACAUACAAAAUAAAACUCUUGACACCCCCCUUCAUCGUGCAGCAAAAGAGGGAAGAAUACACAUAUGCACAAUGAUUCUCCAACACAACAAUAUUGAAAUAAAUGUUAGAAAUGACAAAGGAAUGAGUCCCCUGCAUCUCGCUACUUUGGAAAAUCACGCUGAAGUAAUAAAGCUUCUAAUAGAAAAUGGUGCAGAUUGUAAGAUGCAGGAUAAGUAUUUUCAUUUGCCAUUACAUUAUGCAGCUCAGAAAGGGUUUCCAGAAUGUUGUGAAGUUCUUUUAUCAAUUUGCAGUGAUGCUGAUAAAGAAAAGCAGUUGACUGUAGUUCUGAAGGAUAGAAAAACACCUCUCAUGUUGGCAGCUAAGGGAGGUCAUCACAAAUGCUGUGCUAAACUGGGAAAUACAAGCAUAAAUGCAGUGGACAAAGAAGGAAAUACUGCUUUGCAUUAUGCUGCAAUUGGAGGAUUUGAAAACACAAUUGAAUUGCUUCUUACUAUGGGAGCAGAACCAAAUACACAGAAUAAAAAGAGAAAGGCCCCAGUACAUGAAGCUGCAGGUAAAAAGAAGUCCAGCUGCUUAAAACUCCUUAAAGAUAACUGUGCAAAAUUCGAUGUUGUAGAUGAACAAAACAGAACUGUUCUUCACUAUGCAGCUGAGAAAAAUGCAGAAGACUGCCUUCAAUAUUUGUUGUCUCUUCCAGACUUGAAAAUACUUGAUAAAAAAGAUAAAGAAAGGUGUACCGCACUUCAUAUUGCUAUAAAACGAGAAUCUGUGGAGUGUGCCCAUAUAUUACUUAAGAGUGGUGCAUCACCAAUAGAACAGUGUAUUGGAAAAAUGACACCACUUCACUUGGCAGCUGACAAAGGAUAUACAAGUCUGUGUGAAGUACUCCUUGCCAAAGAUAUAGUACAAGUUAGUCAGGAGAACGGAAAAAAGGCAACGCCGCUUCACUUAGCAGCUCUUCAUGGAUCAGUAGAUGUAUGCCAAAUGCUCUUACGUAAAGGUGCUCGCCUAUCAGCAGUUGAUACAAAUGGCCGAACAGCUCUACAUAUUGCAGCUAAUAAAGGCUGUGGUAGUGUGGUUAAGUUUCUUACCAAAAAAGGCAUAACUCAACGGACUAAAGAUGAUACUGGUUCCACUGCGUUGCAUCUUGCAGCAUCUGAGGGAUCACUGGAGUGUUGCCAGCUGUUGGUUGCCAGUGCUAAAGCUACAUGCAAUGAUAUUGAUCAUAAUGGAAAAUUACCUUUUGACAGAGCUUUUGAAAAGAAACAUGACUCUGUGUUUCGAUUUCUUCUUCUGCAGCUGCCUUACAAAAAAGAUGAAGAAAAACGGAUGGCUUGUCUUCAUGAAUAUAUAAAUAUAGCACUGGAGGAAAACAGAUUAACUGUGGUUGAAGCAAUCAUUGAUAGUUCCUGGUGGCAAGCUGGUUUUAGAAGUAAAAAUGAGCAUCACUGCCAGAAUUUUAGACAGCUUGUUGAAUAUCAUCCAGGCCUUGCUCUAAAGGUGCAGGAUAAGUGUGUCGAUCGUUCCAAAUCUAAAACAAUUUAUGACUUCAGAUUUUAUGAAGACAACUACUAUAUUCCAACAGCCUCAAGCAAGACCGAUGAGAGUCCAUUUGAAAGUGAAAGUGGAAAGGUACAUCAGAAUGCACAAACAUUCACCCAAGAUGACCUUGAAUGGAAGAACAGGCAUCCCUUGACUCUUAUGGUGUCUCACAGCCGACACCAGCUACUGAAACACUCUUUAACAAAUGCAUGGCUUUUACAUAAAUGGCGGUCUUACAUCUACCUCAUCUUCCUCGCCCUACUCCUGCUGGAGCUACUUUUUGUUGGUUGUUUAAUGGCCUUCAUGGGAAGUACAGAUAACUGGAGCCACAUAGAAACACGGUGUAACUUGACCAGAGAGCAGUUUUGUAGAUUGUCAGAAACAUGGCAGGAGAUGAAAGAACCAACCUCCACACCAGACACUCUCAUUGAGGGUUCACUGUCUAAAGAAAUUUCUGAAAACUUUACAUUGUUGCCCGAUAAUUCAACAGGAUCUAAACUUCAGUUUAUGAAAUGCAAUGAAGCAGUUCCAGUAAAGCAUGGAGUAUUUGUGUGUCUACUGAUCAUAACGUCUAUCACUCUACUCCUGGAAUGCAACUAUAUGUAUAGGCUGAGGAAUGAAUACUUGAGUUUCAACAAUCUGAUGCAGAUCUGCCGUUUAAUAUUUUCCAUUAUCAUCAUAGUACCAAGAGGACGCUGUGAAUUUGAUCAUCACAUACUUUAUGUUGAACACUGGCAGUGUGGCAUCCUGGCACUGCUGGUGGCAUGGCUGCACCUCAUCAACAUGCUCAACCAGUUACCCAUGCUCUCAGUUUUCAUGCCAAUUACUCAAAGCUUUCUUAAGAGCUUUUUCAAAGUGGUAUUUUAUAUUGCAAUGCUUAUAUUUAUCUUUGCAUUUAUUUUCCAUUUGUUACUAAGAGAUCAGACUGCCUUCUUCACAGUGCCACAAGCCAUGGUAAAGACAAUAGUGUGGAUGCUUGGUGAUCUUGCCUAUGAUGACACUUUUCUUAAUGAUGAUCACCAGCUUGUCUACCCAGUGAUGGUGAACCUUCUCUUUGUGGUGUUUGUCACAACUAUUGGUGGGUUUAUUGUCAACUUAGUAAUUACUCAGCCCUCCGAAAAGCUUGAUAGCUUCCGAGACAAAGCUGUCUUUUACAGAGCAGCAUCUCGGUGUACACUUUUCCUGAAACUUGAGAUUUGCUUUCCCUUCUUUCGUAAAUACAGAACAAGAGGCACUUAUGUUGAUGAAGAAACUGAAGUAAAUGGAUACAAUGUUCUGACAAAGAAACUUUUGUUGCUAGACAGUAAAGAGGAUGCAGAAACAGAACCAACAAACCCUUUACAGUUACAGCUGGAAAACCAGCAUCAGCAAAUCAAUACUUUGUUGACUCUUCACAUGGAACAGAGGGAGGAGAUACGAGAUCUCAAACACACACUCAAUCUUAUGGCUAAAUCUCUGCCAGGUUUAAAUCAAUCACAACUUAAAAUUUAAGAUCAUAAAUCUUAGCAGUUCUGAUUUGCUAUGAUAAAUUGUAUCCAUCUACAUACCCUGUCCACCAGGUGAUUGAAUGCCUCUGCAUCCUGGUCUCAGACACCAGGCCUCCACUUACAAAUGUUAACAAGCAUAGUCUGGAUGCAAAUGUAAAAAUGAAGGUUAUAUUGUAUCUAUCUAUGCAAUAAUGUUGUUAUAGAAUUUGUGCAUGAUGUUCUUUGCUGGAAAUUAUAGGUAUGGGAAUAAUGAGCUUGUCUGUGCUCUACCAUCAACCAUAUUCCAGCUGUGAACUCUCUUGAGUGGCCGUGAGAGAAGUCUUUAAGUAGCCUUACAAGUCUUCCAUCAAUCAUUCCCUCAUGUGCAAACCAUCACAGCACUGCACAGACACGUCCCAAUUCUACUGUGCUUUAUUCAUUAUCAUGUUUUCUACUUUGGGGCUGGAAUUCACAUUAUAGUGAAAGGCCAAAGAUCCUCACUAAAGCAGACACCCACCCAAUUACCAUGUCUUCCAUGCUAAUCACCAACAUCACACUUCGGAAAAACAUUCACAACAGAACCCUACUACAGUGCUUCCAUUGGGUUGUCAUUUAAAUAUACUACAUGUCAACAUUCACUCCUUAACAACUGGUUCCAUCAAACGUAAUUUCCCUCCGUGACUUCAAAAAUUUCAUGUCAUAUUAAAAAAAAAGCAUGAUAGUAGUAAAAUCAUAAAUUUGUUGGAAUACCUUACAUUCCACUACAUUUUGUUUCCCUAGAUUCAGAUACCUGAAAUAUGGGGUAGGAUGUAACAAUCAAUUGAGUGAAGCACAGAAACAUUUAUUUUCAACUACAUAUAGGGGGCACCAUAAUCUUGCCAGUCCUUAAGGCCUUGAAAGGUCUUAAUACAGUCCUGCUCAUAGUAUAGAUUCUGUAACUUAUUGUUAUGAUACCAUCCUCUCUUUCUAUUUUUUAAAUUUUUAUUUAUAACCAUAAGAUCAUAAGGUUAUAAGAUUUAUAACCAAGAGUUCUUACAUUCUUGAAAAGCCACUAGCAUGCAUAGCAUUUUGAGCAGGUCCUUAAUCCUAAUUUUUCCCUGGAAUAUGACCUGCCAAAUCGUUUAACAACCAGGUACUCAUUCACUGCUUGGUGAACAGAGGCAAACAGUUGAGGAUUGGCACCUGGUCAAUCCUCCCCGGCCAGGAUAUGAACCUAUGGCAAAUUGUUCGUGAAGUGCAGGGCAAGUAUUUUACCACUGUGCCACGGAGACAGCUUGAAUUUUCAGACUGCAUACUUUAUACUGAAAAUAUGCUUUCAGAUUUCCACAUGGAAUGGAAAUCUGGAAAUCUUCUACCACAACCACUUUCACCCUAACUUUAACUUCACACCCAAGUGCCUUGUUACUGCACCAUGUAGCUGUUACAUGCACCAUUCAUUGUCCUAACACUAUAUAAAUAUCAGAGGUCCAUGUUUGUUCAACACCCUCCCAGCGAGUAUAAGAAAUAUUGUUGGAACAAACGUGGAUGUCUUCAUGAGAAAACUGGAUAGUUUUCCUCAGGAAGUGCCGGACCAACCGGGCUGUGAUGGAUGUGGGCCUGCAGGCCACUCCAAGCCUGUUAGGGUAAUCUCUCACAAGACUUUGGGAGUAGAACACCCAGAACUCCAUCCAGGUACACUACUCUUCAUUUACUAAAAGGCCUACUCCCUCUAUCACUUUCACUCCUCUUACAAUCCUUAACUAAUUCUACUCUGGAUUCUUGCUUUCUCUAAGCUAGCUUCUAAGACGUAUCACACCAAACAUUCCCACCUUAAAAAGUUUCACCACUGCCAUCUUCAUUUGUUUGCUAUAACAACAUUCCAUAAAACCAUAUUACCUUGUCUUUGUCUUAAGUCUAGGCAAGAGGGAGCCCUAGAAUAAAUGCCAUUUCUUCUUUUAAUGAGGAGAAAUUUAGAUGGGUCUACAGCCCAAUCUCUCAACCCCUCUGUUGCAAGUAACAUAUGACUGUUUGCACCACAAAGUGGUAAGCAAUGUCAUAGCAUCCCUUAAUCAUGUUCAAUUGUAAAUGGUAAAAUUUCUACAUGGUUGAGAUUUUAGGAAUUUCCAAAUACAGUAUGUAGGAAAAUCAAAUAUAAAAUGUGCACAUUAAAUGAAUACUAUCAAAAUGUAUAUUAAAAUAUAAACCAGGUAAACAUUUCACCUUUAAAUGAACAAAUCCACAAGGGCCAUGAUGAGGGUUCGAGGACUAAGGCGCAUCUGGGAACAUCCCGUGCAUAGGUUCGAACCCUCAUCACGGCCCUUGUGGAUUUGUUCAUUUGAUAUUUUUCACCUUUCACCGUGUAUUUCACCUUUGUUUAGAUCUGUUCUACUAUAUGCACCAUCAUUUCACAUUAAUAGAUUUCUCUCUUCAGUUAGUAAAAGACAAAUUUUAAAACUGCCUAUUUCAUUGUCUUUUCACUUAUAGUUAAUAAAAGUUAUAAACAUUUA
Molecule: messenger RNA, 6311 nt
Organism: Procambarus clarkii (red swamp crayfish)
Lineage: Eukaryota; Metazoa; Arthropoda; Malacostraca; Decapoda; Cambaridae
Source: RefSeq, a predicted model, not a curated record